Messenger RNA from Gongylonema pulchrum, 543 nucleotides. The record is from the annotation of a GenBank genome assembly. NCBI's taxonomy places the organism in Eukaryota, Metazoa, Nematoda, Chromadorea, Rhabditida, Gongylonematidae.
AUGGUGCUCACUUUUCCAUUGGCCUAUCCUAUCAGUAAAAUAUUGGAUGCUUUCUUAGGCGAUGAAGUUAUUUCUUAUGAUCGUAAGCGCUUAAUGGAGCUUAUCAAAAUGUCUACACGCGAUGAGGGCUUGGCCGAGGAGCUGAAGAUCGCUGUGGGUGCGAUGGAAAUAUCUGAUAAGACAGUGGGUGAUGUAAUGACUAAAAUAGAUGAUGUAUUUAUGCUUCCCGAUACGACGGUUCUGAAUACAAAAACUGUUGCUGAAAUAUUGCGCAUGGGUUACACUCGAAUACCUGUCUUCUCCGGCAACCGGAAUACAGUAGUGGCUCUAUUGUUCGUCAAGGAUUUGGCGCUUCUGGAUCCGGAUGAUAAUUUCACCAUUCAAACGGUCUGCGGAUUUCACGAGCAUCCGUUACGUUUUGUGAUGGAAGACACACCACUACGUGUUAUGCUUGAGGAAUUCAAGAAAGUUAGCUUAUUUGCAUUGCUCCUUGACAUACGGUUUCCGAAAUGUAUUACUUGGACGGGGAACGUUCCCCUAUGA